AUGUCUUCUUUCAGGUGGUCGCUGAUAUUGGGCGGAGGGGAUGGCUGCAGAUGCGCUGGCGCAGGAGAGGAACAGGCAGCGCACCAUAAGCAGGCAAAGUCAGAUGGAGAAAAUCAUCUUGUGAGCUUCAUCCUCAGGUCCAGGAGCUGCACAGGCUCCAGCGCCACCCGAGCGUCCAGGAGGGGCUGGCGGAUCCUUGACAGGCGCUAUUCGCUAAAUUAUCACCACACCGCCUACAGGGUCGAGCUACCGAUGCGCGCGCACUGCAGGGACCUGUACAGCCACCUGGUGGACACGAUGGUGUGGGCGGACCAGCUUGUGUGGAAGCGGCUGGCGAGAAACGAGACGGUGUACCCGCAGGCCGAGUACAUCGUGUACGAUGCCCGGGACGGCGAGCCGGGAACGAUCGAGCCGCACGUGGACAACAACUCAGCUGUAUCCAUGAUUGUGCUCCUGUCGGACCCCUCGGAGUUCUCUGGGGGCACGAACUACUUCGACGGCGACGGCGCCUGCCCCGGCAGCCGGCCUCUGGACCUGCAGCGCGGGGAUGCCGUCCUGUUCCGGGGCGAGAAGCUGAUGCACUGGAUCUCGUCGGUGACGGGCGGGGUGCGCGUGAUCCUGCAGAUCGAGUUGUGUCGGGUGUGA
Molecule: messenger RNA, 645 nt
Organism: Prorocentrum cordatum
Lineage: Eukaryota; Dinophyceae; Prorocentrales; Prorocentraceae
Source: the annotation of a GenBank genome assembly